AAGAUGAACACCACCUCUUACAACUUCAGCUCCAGUGAUGCCUAUUCGGCUCCAGGAGGUUCACUAAUCUGUGUGAUCCUGGGUCUGUGUUUCCUGGUUGGCGCUCCGGGGAAUCUGCUGGUGAUGUGGACCAUCCUGCGCCACGUGCGGCCGCGCUCCCACACCGUGCUGCUCAUCCUCAAUCUGGCCGCGGCCGACCUGCUGGUCCUCAUCACCGUGCCCAUCUGGAUCUACUCCUUUGCGGCCAGCUGGGUGUUUGGAGAGGCCGUGUGCAAAGCCAUAGUGUACAUGAUCUACUCCUCCAUGUACAGCAGCGUGUUCCUCAUCUCCAGCCUGAGUGUGGAGCGUUUCGUGGCCGUCCUGUACCCUUUCGCCCUGCAGAACUGGAGACGGAAAGGUGUGAUGACCAAGGUCCUGGUUGCCAUUUGGAUACUGGCCUUCAUGUUUGGGACUCCAGUCAUUCUAACACAUACUGUUGGGGGGGCAAACGGGACACAGUACUGCACUUUCCAAGAAUUCUCUUCGGACAGCCAGGAGAUGGUUUGCCUGGUGCUGGAGACUUUAGUGGGCUUUGUCAUUCCUUUCUCUGUUCUCUCCAUAUGCUACACCUGUGUGGGGAGACAGAUAAGGCAGCUAAGCUUCAAAACCAAACAGAAGUCUGCGGUCCUGAUUGUCAGCGUUGUCAUCGCCUUUGUCGUGUGCUGGUUCCCUCACCACGUGCUCAACAUGAUCCGCCUGGCCUCCUUACUGCAAGACCAUCCGGAAGAGCUGGAGGAAUUUGUGCACAAUGCAGUCUUCAUUUUCGGAGCCCUCGCUUUCGUCAGCAGCUCUGUUAACCCUGUGCUAUACGCCUUCGCUGCUCGCCGCUUCCGGAGCGGAAUGAGAGAGUCCAGGCUGACCAAGCUGUUCCAGGAGAUCACCACCCACACCUCUGGAGCCAGGGGUCCAGCCACCCUUUCUUCAGGCAGGUCAAACACGUGCAACCUCGCUCUUGAGUGCAAGACAUCAGCUUCAGUUUGAUCUUCGCUGGAGAUGGCCGCCUC
This is a messenger RNA of Lepisosteus oculatus (spotted gar), 1043 nucleotides long. RefSeq names its product leukotriene B4 receptor 1-like. The record is from RefSeq and is a predicted model, not a curated record. NCBI's taxonomy places the organism in Eukaryota, Metazoa, Chordata, Actinopteri, Semionotiformes, Lepisosteidae. Gene Ontology annotation, biological process: cell chemotaxis; G protein-coupled receptor signaling pathway; positive regulation of cytosolic calcium ion concentration. Gene Ontology annotation, molecular function: C-C chemokine binding; C-C chemokine receptor activity. Gene Ontology annotation, cellular component: external side of plasma membrane; membrane.